AUGAUCUACCAAGCAUCAGUGACUGCACCGGUCAAUAUUGCCACACUUAAAUAUUGGGGCAAACGUGACAAGAACUUAAAUUUACCCACCAAUUCCUCCAUCUCAGUAACAUUAUCCCAGAAUGAUUUACGUACAUUGACUACGGCAUCAACAUCACCUGAUUUCAAAAAUGAUCAAUUAUGGCUUAAUGGUAAAUUGGAAUCAUUGGACACACCACGAACUCAAGCUUGUCUUUAUGAUUUACGACAAUUGCGGAAACAAGUUGAAACACAAGAUGAAAGUUUACCGAAAUUGUCUAGCUAUAAGUUGCAUAUUGUCUCGGAAAAUAAUUUCCCUACUGCUGCGGGCUUAGCUUCAUCAGCUGCUGGGUUUGCAGCGUUGAUUAGUGCAAUUGCUAAAUUGUACCAGUUACCUACAUCGAGUUCUGAAUUGAGUAAGAUUGCUCGUAAGGGCUCAGGAUCUGCAUGUAGGUCUCUUUUUGGUGGUUUUGUUGCUUGGGAAAUGGGUCAAUUACAAAAUGGUGAAGAUUCACAAGCAGUUGAAGUCGCCCCCUUGCUGCACUGGCCAAGUUUGAAAGCGGCAAUCCUUGUUGUUUCUGAUGAUAAAAAAGAUACUCCUAGUACUUCGGGGAUGCAAUUGACAGUGGCCACAUCGGAAUUGUUUAAAUGGAGAGUCGAUCAUGUGGUCCCUCAUCGAUUUGAAGCUAUGAAACAAGCGAUUUUGAACAAGGAUUUCCCGCAAUUCGCUCAAUUGACAAUGCAAGAUUCAAAUCAAUUCCAUGCUGUUUGUUUAGAUUCAUACCCGCCGAUUUUUUAUUUAAAUGAUACCAGUAAACGUAUCAUUAAAUUGGUCGAAAAAUUGAAUGCUGAUGCGGGCGAAACGAUCGCUGCAUAUACGUUUGAUGCUGGGCCUAAUGCGGUUGUAUAUUAUGAUGAAGUGAAUGAGGCAAAAGUGUUGCCGGCUUUGUAUAGGCAUUUUGGUCAUGUUGACGGAUGGAAUGGUAAGAAAUUUGAUGAACAAAAGGAGGAAUGGUCGGGUGUAUCGAGGGUUAUUUUGACUUCAAUUGGUGUUGGGCCUCAGGUGACUUCCGAAUCAUUGAUUAAUGAAGAAGGAUUACCUAAAAAUACAAAGUAG
Molecule: messenger RNA, 1134 nt
Organism: Lodderomyces orthopsilosis Co 90-125
Lineage: Eukaryota; Fungi; Ascomycota; Pichiomycetes; Serinales; Debaryomycetaceae
Gene: MVD
Product: diphosphomevalonate decarboxylase
Exons: 2
Coding region: 1-1134 (377 amino acids)
Biological process (GO): isopentenyl diphosphate biosynthetic process, mevalonate pathway; isoprenoid biosynthetic process
Cellular component (GO): cytosol
Molecular function (GO): ATP binding; diphosphomevalonate decarboxylase activity
Source: RefSeq, a predicted model, not a curated record